Lemur catta (Ring-tailed lemur) is the source of this 5253-nucleotide messenger RNA. It is a transcript of the gene PPFIA1, whose product is annotated as PTPRF interacting protein alpha 1. Gene Ontology annotation, molecular function: protein binding. The transcript is spliced from 28 exons. The coding region runs from base 215 to 3865 and encodes 1216 amino acids. Gene Ontology annotation, cellular component: presynaptic active zone. Lineage: Eukaryota; Metazoa; Chordata; Mammalia; Primates; Lemuridae. Gene Ontology annotation, biological process: synapse organization. The record is from RefSeq and is a predicted model, not a curated record.
GGCGACGCGCAGCCGGGCCCGCUCCUCCGCUCUGCCAGUGUCCGGCCGCGGGCCGGCCUUAGUGACUGGGGCGGCGGGCCCCGGGGCCGCGGCGUGGGGCGGCGGGCGGACGCCGGCUGCGGGCUGCCUUCGUCGGCCCUCGAGCUCGCCCGGAGCGAGCAGCCGCCCGCGAGCCGCCGCGGAGCUUCCUCGCCCGCUGCCGCCGGCGAGCAAGAUGAUGUGCGAGGUGAUGCCGACCAUCAGUGAAGCAGAAGGCCCCCCAGGAGGAAGUGGGAGCCAUGGAUCCGGCUCCCCUUCGCAGCCAGAUGCAGAUUCACAUUUUGAACAGUUGAUGGUCUCCAUGCUAGAAGAAAGGGACCGUCUUCUGGACACGCUGAGAGAGACUCAAGAAACAUUGGCACUAACCCAGGGGAAAUUACAUGAGGUUGGUCAUGAAAGAGAUUCCCUACAGAGACAGCUGAACACUGCACUUCCACAGGAAUUUGCAGCACUUACUAAAGAACUCAAUGUAUGCAGGGAACAGCUCCUUGAAAGGGAAGAAGAAAUUGCUGAACUGAAAGCAGAAAGGAACAACACCAGGCUGCUGUUGGAGCACUUGGAAUGCCUCGUCUCUAGGCAUGAGCGGUCCCUCAGGAUGACCGUGGUAAAGAGACAAGCUCAGUCCCCAGCAGGCGUGUCCAGCGAAGUUGAAGUGCUUAAAGCACUGAAGUCAUUAUUUGAACACCACAAAGCUCUGGAUGAAAAGGUGAGAGAGCGGUUACGAGUAGCACUUGAAAGAUGUAGUUUGUUAGAAGAAGAAUUAGGUGCCACACACAAAGAGCUAAUGAUUCUUAAAGAACAGAAUAAUCAGAAAAAAACACUAACAGAUGGAGUGGUUGACAUAAACCAUGAACAAGAGAGUACGCCGAGUACGAAUGGAAAGAGAUCUUCCGAUGGUUCUUUAAGCCAUGAGGAAGACCUUGCGAAGGUACUUGAGCUCCAGGAAACCAUAAGCAAGCAGUCAAGGGAGCAGAGCCAGAUGAAGGAGCGCCUGGCUGCCCUGUCCAGUCACGUGGCAGAGCUGGAAGAGGAUCUUGACACUGCUAGAAAAGAUCUCAUCAAAUCUGAAGAAAUGAACACAAAAUUGCAACGAGAUGUCCGUGAAGCCAUGGCCCAAAAGGAAGACAUGGAGGAGAGAAUCACUACUCUUGAAAAACGCUACCUCGCUGCACAGCGUGAAGCCACAUCUGUGCACGACCUCAAUGAUAAACUUGAAAAUGAAAUUGCGAAUAAAGAUUCUAUUCAUCGGCAGACCGAAGAUAAAAACCGCCAGUUGCAAGAACGCCUGGAAUUGGCGGAGCAGAAGCUGCAGCAGACUCUGAGGAAAGCCGAGACGCUCCCCGAGGUGGAGGCGGAGCUGGCCCAGAGGGUGGCGGCCCUUUCCAAGUCUGACCUUUUGUCUUCUGGGAGCUCUGCUGCUAAGGAAGCUAAACUGUUCGAACUUACUUCCAAGCUUAGGAAGGCCGAAGAGAGACACGGCAACAUUGAAGAAAGGUUACGACAGAUGGAAGCGCAACUAGAGGAAAAGAAUCAAGAACUGCAGCGGGCAAGGCAAAGAGAAAAAAUGAAUGAAGAACAUAAUAAACGUUUAUCAGACACUGUCGACAAGCUUCUUUCAGAAUCUAACGAGCGGCUGCAGCUCCACCUGAAGGAGAGGAUGGCUGCUCUGGAAGACAAGAAUUCUCUAUUACGAGAAGUUGAAAAUGCAAAAAAGCAAUUAGAAGAAACGCAACAUGAUAAGGAUCAGCUUGUCCUAAACAUUGAAGCGUUGAGGGCUGAACUAGACCAGAUGAGACUAAGAGGUGCUUCACUUCAUCAUGGCCGACCCCAUCUGGGCAGCGUCCCAGAUUUCAGGUUCCCUGUGGCAGACGGGCACGCAGAUUCCUACAGCACCAGCGCGGUGUUGCGGCGUCCCCAGAAAGGCCGUCUGGCAGCCCUGAGGGAAGAGCCUUCCAAGGUACAAACUCUUAAUGAACAGGAUUGGGAACGUGCCCAACAAGCUAGUGUCUUGGCAAAUGUAGCACAAGCAUUUGAGAGUGAUGUUGAUGUGUCUGAUGGUGAGGAUGACCGAGACACUCUCCUCAGCUCGGUUGAUCUGUUGUCACCCAGCGGGCAGGCUGACGCACAGACGCUAGCCAUGAUGCUUCAGGAACAGCUGGACGCCAUCAACAAAGAGAUAAGGUUGAUACAAGAAGAAAAGGAAAACACAGAGCAGCGAGCAGAGGAGAUUGAAAGUAGAGUUGGUAGUGGAAGUUUAGACAAUCUUGGUCGUUUUAGAUCAAUGAGCUCCAUUCCCCCGUAUCCUGCCUCCUCGCUUGCUGGCUCCUCCCCCCCAGGCAGCGGUCGCUCCACCCCAAGGAGGAUCCCGCACAGCCCAGCCAGGGAGGUGGACAGACUGGGCAUCAUGACUCUAUUGCCAUAUUCCAGAGAAGAGGUACGAGAUGACAAGACAACGAUAAAAUGUGAAACCUCCCCCCCUGCCUCCCCGGGGUCCCUCCGGUUAGAUAGGCCGCAGAAAGGAGCACUGCACACAGUCAGCCACGAGGACAUCAGGGACAUGAGGAACUCCACAGGUUCCCAGGAUGGCCCUGUGAGCAAUCCCAGCAGUAGCAACAGCAGCCAGGACUCGCUGCACAAAGCCCCAAAGAAGAAGGGCAUCAAGUCCUCUAUCGGUCGCUUGUUUGGCAAGAAAGAAAAGGGCCGACCUGGACCGGCUGGCAAAGCCGCGUUAGAGCAAGCUGGUGUUUCAGAGACAGAGAACUCAUCUCAAGAUGCCUUGGGACUUAGCAAAUUGGGAGGACAGGCUGAAAAAAAUCGUAAACUUCAAAAAAAGCAUGAAUUGCUCGAGGAAGCCCGGAGACAGGGUUUGCCUUUUGCCCAGUGGGAUGGGCCAACUGUUGUCGUUUGGCUGGAGCUCUGGGUGGGGAUGCCGGCCUGGUACGUGGCCGCCUGCCGAGCAAACGUGAAGAGCGGAGCCAUCAUGUCGGCGCUGUCCGACACAGAGAUCCAGAGGGAGAUCGGCAUCAGCAACCCCCUGCACAGGCUGAAGCUGCGGCUGGCCAUCCAGGAGAUCAUGUCACUCACCAGCCCGUCGGCCCCCGCCACGUCCAGAACGACACUUGCAUACGGGGACAUGAACCACGAGUGGAUUGGCAACGAGUGGCUCCCCAGCCUGGGCCUCCCGCAGUACCGCAGCUAUUUCAUGGAGUGCCUUGUUGAUGCCCGCAUGCUGGACCACUUGACAAAGAAGGACCUGCGCGGGCAGCUGAAAAUGGUUGACAGUUUCCACAGAAACAGUUUCCAGUGUGGAAUUAUGUGCCUGCGAAGGUUAAAUUAUGACCGAAAAGAACUGGAAAGAAAAAGAGAAGAAAGUCAGAAUGAAAUAAAAGACGUGCUUGUUUGGAGCAAUGAUCGAGUGAUUCGCUGGAUCCUGUCUAUUGGUCUUAAAGAAUAUGCAAACAAUCUCAUAGAGAGUGGCGUUCACGGUGCGCUUCUGGCCUUAGAUGAAACCUUCGAUUUCAACGCACUGGCGCUGCUGUUACAGAUCCCGACUCAGAACACACAGGCUCGUGCUGUCUUGGAAAGAGAGUUUAACAACCUUUUGGUCAUGGGGACUGACAGAAGGUUUGAUGAAGAUGAUGAUAAAAGCUUUAGGAGAGCACCUUCAUGGAGAAAAAAAUUUAGACCAAAGGACAUUCGUGGCUUAGCUGCUGGGUCAGCAGAGACUCUGCCUGCAAACUUCCGAGUUACUUCUUCUAUGUCUUCACCCUCUAUGCAGCCAAAGAAGAUGCAGAUGGACGUUUACCCACACUACUUCUACAGAUGAUUAUGCAGCAUUUUGAAUCCAACAAAGACUACAUUUUAGAAUUCAGUGGAAUCUUUAAUCUGUUAAUAAUUGUUAUAUGGACCCUAAGAUAUUUUAUUACAGAGUUUUUAAUUAGUAAAAAAUUCAUGAAUACCAUAGAGAAAAUAUUUUAGAAUUUAAUGUUUCUUAUAUUUAUGUAAACUUAUGACUCUUCAUUUAUAUAGUUACUUACUUUUUCAUGUAUAUCCAGGCUAUAAAUAUCCUUUCAAAUCAAGUUCUUAUACCUAAUUUUAGUCUUUCAAAAGAAUGUACUGUAAUGCUUGUAUGUAUAAAUGCUAUGAAUAAAUAUAGGGCUUUUGUAAAUUAUGCAUUUAUUGUAAUUAUCAUUGUUUAAUUUUUUAAUGAUAAACCAUGACAAAGGAUUUUACUAUGUUUAUAAAAUUAUCAUGACACAAGCAAUGUGCAUUGUCCUUUACAAAUGCAGCCUAGCUCUACAACAAUCAUUGGGAAAUAUGCAUACUUAAUUUCAAGCAAUUAUUGUCGUAUUUUAAUGACUGACCUUAAUACUUUUUCUAGCAAGAAAUGCUUUUUUUCUGCAGCGUGAACAGAUUUAAAAUAUCUGGUAUUAAAUAUCAGCUUCUAAUAAAAUUUGGACUGAAAAGGAUUAUCAGAACACUAUGAAAUCUUAGCGCUGGUUAACUCUUUCCUAGCCUAGUCUCUGGACUUGGGCAGCUCGUCUUCAGUGCCUGACAGAAGCUGGGAGCUGGGAAAAGUUUUCUCAGUGGGAAAGAAAGACAGGUAACCUGGGACCGGCCCCAGCCCUCCGAGCCUCCUUCCCCGCUUUCCUCCCCGGAGCAGGGGGAACGGCGCCGUACACCUACUCUUCGAGGACCAAUCACCAAGCUCUGCGCUCUCAUCUCACGGACGUCUCGGUGCAUAUAACAGAUGAAGGCAGGAGAUCCUGAGAACUGUGUUGUGCAACUCUAAUAAAGGCCUUAUGUUUCUUAUGUAAAUCAUCUUUUUACAUUUGUUUGUAAACAUGUUUAAAGAAUGAACCUAGUCGUACAUUUUUAGACUUUGAUGAUAUAGCCAUUUUGGAUUGUAUAAGUAGCAAAUGUAACUUUUCCUUUUUAAGCGGCAUAUUAAAAAGCCAGCAAGCGAUGUGUCAGAGCACGGUGCGUUAUUUAUUAUGCAGCUGAUACAGACAGAGAUGGCAUGUCUUUUUACAUUCGGUUUCUGCUUCUAAUUUACUUGUACAAUUCAUUGUUACUGUUCUGUUUUUCUAUUAAUCUUUUGUGAACUUCCUGAUCAUGUAACAAAGUAUGUACAGUCUACUUUUGAACUAUUUUUAUCACAGUAUUAUUUAUUGCUUUCUUUCAAUAAAGUACUGAAGCAUUUUCCACUGCCAA